CGCCGUGACGUUCCAGUGUCCGCUCGUGCAGGAACCAGCCGAAACAGCAUCCAUCGUCAACGGGAUGUCCUUCAUCCUCGUCCCGCUCCCGGACCUUCCCACGCUCGCCCAAGCCCGGGCCAAUCUCCAGGACAACACCUAUGACCCAUCACCGCUGGACGAAGGAUGGCGCAAUGGUAUUCUGGCGACUAUGUAUUUCGUCCCGCAGGGUGAGGAUGCCUUCGGGAGGAAGAAAUACAGAACCCGGAUGUUUGGCAGCCGCGAGGAUCCGGGGACGGGCAGCGCGAGUUGUGCGUUGGGAUGCUAUCUCGCGGGCAAGGAACCGGCGGAGAAGAAUCAAGGCCCGUUUCGGUUUGUGUUCGAGCAGGGUGUGGAGAUGGGGAGGAGGAAUGAGAUCGCGGUCGAGGUGGUCAGGGGUGAGGGGGGCGUGGGGAUUGAAAAGGUGGUUUUGAGUGGUGCGGCGGUGGAGGUUAUGGAGGGUACGUUGUUGACUGUUUGAGAAGGAUGGGAAGAGACUGGGGCCUGGUGUUCAACUCAUUGGGUUCUUGAGCUUUUGCUUGAAGGAUGGAUGGUGAUGUUGCGUGUCUGAUAAUAGUUCUGCUGUUGGUGUUGUUGCGUGAAUGGAUCUGCUCUACUUGUUCAGGGCUUAAUCAAUACUAUAAUAAUGCAGGCUCGAGGUAUUGUGCCUAUUUCCUCAAAGAAGGUU
Molecule: messenger RNA, 706 nt
Organism: Amorphotheca resinae ATCC 22711
Lineage: Eukaryota; Fungi; Ascomycota; Leotiomycetes; Helotiales; Amorphothecaceae
Exons: 1
Coding region: 65-499 (144 amino acids)
Biological process (GO): biosynthetic process
Molecular function (GO): catalytic activity
Source: RefSeq, a predicted model, not a curated record